UGCGCAUAUGUGGCGACGACCUAAUAUGAGAACCCGAUGACUACAAAAAAUUUCAUUUUCAUGAAGUUAUAUCGCAUCUAUAUCUUUUAUACAACUAUGCCCAAGAUUCACAGUCAGCACUGCCGAGCAUCUUGAACAUAGUUGUAUAAACAAUAUAGAUGUGAUACGACUUUAUGAAAAUGAAAUUUUUUGUAACCUCAUCAGAUUCUUACAAUAACCUAUACUCUUACGGCUUAUGUUACUGACUAAUAGAGGCGCUGAUUCGAACUUUUGUAAUACCACCAAUACUGUGCCAUGACUGCCAUGAGUGCCAUGUGACUAUGUGAGUUGGUUGGUACUUGGAAGGAUCACUAGGAUCAAACAACAAUGUCUCAACUAAUGAAUUUACCACAUUUAGAUGGCAACAAGAUUUUUGUUGUUAGCGAAAAUGUGGAAGCAACUUAUGCCAACUCCUUGAUAAUAGCUUGGCUACAAACAAUCAGAAAAAGAAGUCCCAGACAGCAAAUUGUUGUUCUACUUUUUUCAUAUCCAAAAUAUUGUUUAGAACGAUAUUUAAAAUAUUCAACUUUGACCAACGUUGAUAUCAAAGAUUACUUUAGUAUCAGUUGUCAAACAGAGGAAAUCGAUGUAUUGCAAGAAAUUACUUUCUUUGCAAGCCAGCAUAGUGAUUCAGUUCUAGUUAUUAACUGUAUAGACACACUUGCACUACAACUUGGUCUUGCUAACACUUUGAGGUUUGUUGAAAAAUUACAGCAAAACCACAAAUCAAAAAUCUUUAUUAUACACAGGAGAGAUUUCUUUACAAAAAUUCCAAAAAUAGAAACAUUAAGUAAUACAUAUGUAUUAUUGGAAAAGUUUACAAAAACUACUACUGAAACAGAAGUACAUUACAAAGUGUCCAUAACUCACAGAAAACCUGGUGGUACUGUAGUACAUUCAAAAGAAUUAGUUUGUCAAAAUAUGGAAAAUUACAAUCUCACAUCAGAGAAAUUGAACGAUAGUUUAAUUUCAAAUUUGGAACAGAAUAAAAUGCCCAAAGUAAAAGUACAACCUCAAGCAUCUUUCAGGAUAGAAAUGAAUGAACAAGAAAUAAAACAAAGAAAUAGUGUACCUUUACCUUUUGUAUUAUCUUCUAGUACAGACAAUAAGGAAUUUAAAAUUAUUUAUGUACCUGAUGAUGCAGAUGAUAUAGAUGAAGAAGAUCCAGAUGAUGAUUUAGAUAUAUAAUUAAGAAGUAAUCAUAAUUAUUUU
Molecule: messenger RNA, 1251 nt
Organism: Phymastichus coffea
Lineage: Eukaryota; Metazoa; Arthropoda; Insecta; Hymenoptera; Eulophidae
Gene: Elp5
Exons: 2
Coding region: 367-1227 (286 amino acids)
Biological process (GO): tRNA wobble uridine modification
Cellular component (GO): cytosol; elongator holoenzyme complex; nucleus
Molecular function (GO): tRNA binding
Source: RefSeq, a predicted model, not a curated record